Molecule: messenger RNA, 7624 nt
Organism: Coregonus sp. 'balchen'
Lineage: Eukaryota; Metazoa; Chordata; Actinopteri; Salmoniformes; Salmonidae
Source: the annotation of a GenBank genome assembly
AUGUCCUCCUCUUUGGUGAGUCAAGACAAAUCUUAAAUCUUAAAACGCUCAAGAUUUUUAUUUUAUUUUAGCAGAGGCUCUUAUAGCUGAUGUUUAUGAUCAAGUGUUCUCCCAUGCAGGAUCAUCUGAAGACAGAUUGGACAAUCAAGUCACUCCCACAGCAAUGCACAGAGAUGACAAAAGAAAUUGACGAUAAACCUGUCAAGGUAGCUGAACAAUCUACUGAAUUAUACUGCAUCUAGAGAUGAUGUGAAUACUGUGGUAUCGUCCUCAUUCAUUUCACUAUAUCACAGUAUUGCUGUUGCAACUUGCAAUACUAUGGCUAGCUACUAUACUAACUUCCAUCAAGACGUUGUAUUUGAAUGUUUUAACAUAAGUGGGUUAUGUAUUCACACACAUUAGUCAUUUAGUAGACACUCUUGUCAACUUAGUGAGUACAUACACUUUCUUACUUUUUUUCUCAUAUUGGUCCUUUGUGGGAAACAAACCCAUAACCCUGGCAUUACAAGGGCCAUGCUCUACCAACUGUACCACACGGGACUUACUCACAUGAUACAAAAUGUGGUAACCUUUACCUCGUUCUGUGUAGAGUCAGGUAAAGGUUACCAUAUUUUGUACCACAAAUUGAAUUCAAGCGGUAAGAAAAAGUAGUUGCUUGCUAGUGGCCAUGUGUAGAGUAAAUGUCAGAGAGGAUCAGCCAGUUGCUGUUUCAGGCUGAUGUAGACAAUGUGAUACUGUGACUGUCUGGACACAGCCAUUCAGACAGCUGUAGAACCAUGUACAUAUGCUGCUUCCUGUUGCAAAUUGUCCUCUAGCUCCUCAGUAUGCAAAGAUUUCAGAUUUUCACUGUGUCAUAACACAACUCCUCUUCAAAUCAGGUAGUGUAGCCUAUACAUGUAUAAACUGAGUGAGGGGUGUGUUAAUGAUGCUGUUUGGCCUCCAUACAGGAGCUAUGUGGUAUCUUCCCCUGGCUGGUGGAGAGGGUUGUUGGCAGCCUGGAUGGCAGCAUUGUUGGUUGGAGUCUUUCCUCCCUGCAAGCCCACAGCAGUGACUACAGCAAUGUACUGGAGUUCCUACGACCAAGGUGGACCUGUCUGUGAUUUUAGACAUUCCACAACUUGCUAUCGAUAAUAUUAUAUUACUAAUGUGUAUUGCACCUACAGCAGGGCUCUCCAACCCUGUUCCUGGAGAGCUACCCUCCUGUAGGUUUUCGCUCCAACCCCAGUUGUAACUAACCUGAUUCAGUUUAUCAACCAGCUAAUUGUUAGAAUUUGGUGUGCUAGAUUAGGGUUGGAGCAAAAACCUACAGGACGGUAGCUCUCCAGGAACAGGGUUGGAGAGCCCUGACCUACAGUAUACUAAUAAACAUGGGAGUUUUCACCAACAUACAAUAUUUUGCAGUGGCCCAAUGCUGAAACUUGUUUAUAAACUUCAAGCUGAAGAAUACAACUUUGAGAUCCAAGUCGCCAGUUUACCUGUAAGUUUUCUAUAGAGGCGAAAGAAACGCACACCUAUUUAGGCGAGGUGCUGGCUAACGGAGUAAAACACUUAAAAAAGAAAAGGAAAGCCGCACACUAAGUUUUCAACAUACAGUCACAUCCAAAAUUAUUGGUACCAAGCUGUAUUGUAUGCAAAAUUAUAUUAUUUUAUACUAAUACAAUUGCUCAGAGAAAGAGAUUUUGUUUAACAAGUAUUUGUAUUUAUUAUGGAUCCCCAUUAGCUGCUGCCAAGGCAGCAGCUACUCUUCCUGGGGUCCAGCAAAAUUAAGGCAGUUAUACAGUUUUAAAAACAUUCCAAUACAUUCACAGAUUUCACAACACACAAGUAAAAAAAAAGAUAGGUGUUAAAAUUAUUGGCACCCUAAUGAUUCUUAUAAAUAAAAUCAAACAAUUUAAUCUGCAUUAACAUUCUACUGUUUUAAAGAAACUGUUUAACAAACUGUAUUGUGGCCUUUCAUGGCUUCCUGUUUCACUGGGGUGUAAAAAUUUGGUAGCACACAUGUAAAAUCCAUUUGUCAUCCAUCACCAUGGGGAAAGGCAAAGAACUCACAAAUUAAAAGAGAGAAAUGGUUGGUGACGUUCAUAAGUCAGGCAAUAGGUACAAAAAAACUACAGAAAAACCACAUAUAUCACUUACCACUGUUAGGGCAACAAUUACAAAGUUUAAAACCACUGGAACGGUGGUAAACUUGCCUGGUAGAGGACCCAAGUGUAUAUUUUCUCCACGCACAGUGAGGAUGAUGGUUCGGAAGACACAGACUAGUCCAAGGGCCAUAGUUGGAGAAUUACAGAACUUGACCUGAAACUUGGCAAGUUGAUCUUCCAGCAAGACAAUGACCUCAAGCACACAUUCAAAUCCACAAAGAAAUGGUUAAUUGACCAGAAAAUGAGUCUCCCUUGAAAACCUGUGGUUUGAAGUAUCUGGAAAGGAUCUGGAAAGAUUCUCUAUGGAGGAAUGGUCUAAGUGUCACGACUUCCACCGAAGUUGGUGCCUCUCCUUGUGCGGGUGGCUAUCGGCGGUCGUCGUCACCGGCUUUCUAGCUGCCACCGAUCUACGUUUCUGUUUUCCAGGUUGUUUUGUCUUGAUUGUACACACCUGGUUCCCAUCACGUUAUGAUUAUUUCCCUAUUUAACCCUCCGCUUCCCUCAUGGUUUUGUGCGUGAUUGUUCUAUGUUUGGUGUUGUAUACUGCUGUGAGCUGUUUUAUUUCCCUGCGUGGAAAUUAGAUUUGUUGUUUUCAGAGUAAAGUUCGUUAUUUACUCAGUUCUGUGUCCUGUGCCUGACUCCGUCCUACCACUGCACACUGACACCUGACACUAAGAUCCCUCCCAAUGUGUUCUUCAAUCUCAUAAAACAUUAUAGAAAAAGACUAAGUGCUGUCAUCCUCACGAGGGGAGGGUACACAAAGUAUUGAAAACAGGGAUGCCAAUCAUUUGGACACCUAUCUUUAAAAAAUAUAUAUAUAACUCUUUUUUUUGUUGAUGUUUUUAUUACAGUCUUUUUUGCUCAUCUUUAUCAAGGGCGCCAAUCAUUUCGGAUGUGACUGUAAAUGCUAAUGGUACAGUGUUAUUACAGUAUACUUCACAAUGGCAUCGUGUUAGCAAGUAUUACUACACAUUACAAUAUCAGUAGUUAAAUGCCUAUUGGUCUAUAUUCCUGUAUGAAUGUUGAGUUUUUUUCUCUUUCAUUUUAACAGGAUCGUGUGAGAAUUUCCAUCCAGGAGGGAGUCAUUUCAAAUAGCCGGAUUUUCCUCAAUAAAUUACACUCUCAGAAUCAGAGAUUGUCACUCAGUAUCCUUUUUGCUAUGUUUGACGCAAUGACAACUAUUACUAAGUGUUAUUGAACUUUGCCCACUUCAGUUUAGUGUUGUUCUUAACUGUCACCAGAUGCCUUUGAGUACUUCAUGUUUUAUUUUGCAUCAAGUGUCAUUACACAGAGGGUAGGCCUAAGUGUUAUUCCAUUUCAUUUGUUUCAAAUAAAAUUAUUAAUAAAGUCAAUCCAUUGCCAAUGCUAUCUCGUUUUGUAACCUGAGUGUUCUCUGUUUUUAAUUGUUAAAUUAGGAUCACCCUUCAGGGCAUCAAACCUCCAUCUCUAACAGCGUCUACUUUGCCUUGGUGGAUGCAUAUCUCAUACACUUCCUCCCUACAGAAGGAUCCCCUCACUCAGAUGUCAAAGGCACCUUGACCUCACACAUUCCAAGGUGCAGUAUAACUAGUCUAUGCCUUUCACAAUGCAUUAUAAGACCAGCACAUAAUCUAUCAAUGUUGGGCAAAUAUGAAAUAUAAUAUUUGAUAACGCUUGUUUUGAUGGUUCCCAAGGUCCUCUAGGUAUAGUGAAACAAACAAAGGCCUGUUGAAACGCCAGUGCCCUGUUAACGCUGAGACAACCAAUCAGGGGAUCUGGAGAUCAGGGACUAUGCUACAGGUGAUUGAGAAAAAUCUGGGUUGGACAGAGACACUUUUAAUACAGCAAUCUUGGCUUGUCUCGCAAAGGUGCAGUUGCUGAGUCAUUGUAUGGCCUUGUUCAUUGUCCCUGCUUUAGAUAUUUCUGGAGAUAUGGCUGCCACAUUUCCCGUUGGAGACACACCAGAAGCUUAAUGAGGUCUUUCCUAUCUUCCUUCGAUGACUCAUUUUUCAUGACUAACAUGCACUUUUAUUCACAUUGUUAAUCUAAUGGAUUCAGAAUGCUACAUUUGAAUGAUAAGCACUUGUCUGUAAACCUGCAGGUCUCUGUCAUCACAGAGGAGCACAUGCUGGUGGUGAGACUGCUGGUGAAGCACAUGCAUGCCCUCUCUGGAAACACAAAACUAGACCAGACUGAUAUCUUACCUUCUGCCACCUCAGAAACCUAUCUCUCAGAAGAUUUAAAAAGGUGAAUACCCACUUUAGUGUUUUUUACAAUGAUGAUGAUGAUGAUGAUAUUAACAAUAUGUUGUUAUUCAAACCCAGAGUGGUCACAUCAGAAUAUGUACAGAGGUUGUACCUUCUCUUGCUGCACUGCUUCAAACAGUGGCCUAUGGAGACGUCCUUCAGAGCAGUGAGUGCACACUUAAGUUCUACAUUGGAUUUACAUUUGGUCUGUCUUUGGCAUUUGGCCAUGUUAUUGCUUAAUUUGCAGUGUUUCUAGCUGGUUUUGGAAGGUAUGCUACUGUAGGGGUUCUGAAUGUAUGUAUAAGAGAAGUGGUUUUGAAUUAGCCGUUUCUCGAUACAGGUAUUGGAGACGUGGCUUAUUUACAUCCAGCCCUGGAGAUACCAAAAACAUGUCCACAGUGAAAGCAAAGAGAAAUGGUAAGAUAUUUUGAACAUGCUGAAUAGUGUUAUAGUUCAGACACAGCAGUGAGUUGAAAAGGACGUUUGCUAACAUAAAGCUGUCUCUGUCUCUUAGGGCCUCUUUCAUUCAGGAGAAUAUUCUCAUGUACACCAAACUAUUCAGCUGCUUCUUGAAAAGAUUUGCACAUGUUGACCUCGUCAACAUCGACAAUGCAACCAUGGUUUUCAGGAUGGCAAAAGUAUUUGCCCAACCCAAUCUUCCAGAAUUGAUUGAAAAUGGUAACCACAAUUAUUCUUAGUUGAAGGGCACUGUGACUCAAUCACAAUUAACAACAUUAGGCCUCUCAAAAUUUGUUUUCAAAUUUGUUUUCUCCAUAAAUGUUGUUUACAGGAGAAAGACUGUUAUUGCAUCAGGGUCCCCUCUUCCCACCCACUCUGAUGGCAUCUCAGGUGCAGCCCACUGAAAUAGCUGCUCUGCCCCUGCCCAAGACUCACAUCAAUAACAAGAACCUACAGAUGUUUGGGGUAGAAAUGCGAGCUGAGGUAAGUCCCAUGAAGAACAAGUGAAUGACAGGAAAUACCAUUUGACUGAGGGUGCUGCAAUCUACCAAAUAUAGAGAGUGGUCACAAAUGCUUUCCUAUAUUCUGAACAUUGUAGGUGCUGAAACUGGUCCAGAGACUAAUGCAGGCCCAACAGACUGCAAAAACAAUGUUGGAUCAGCCAGGCAAUGUAUCAGUUGGUCAGUUUCUCUGUUCCUGGAUGAGGUUGAUUCCUAAAACCAACUCAGAAAGUGGGAGGAAUGACAUGACCAAGUCUGACAUGAAGACCGUGGAGCUACUAAAGAAAGCUGUGGAACACCUCAAUCAUGUUUUCAACGUGAGAAGAUUAUAUGACAUUGGUUAUUAUUAUCAAGAAGUAGUAACCAAUGUUAAAGUGAUGUCUCACAUCAGUUUUGGUGUUUUGUAGCUCAACACAGGUCAUCUAUCUCAGAUGAUGAUGAACAUGGGGUCAGUGGAGGAAUCCAAACAGCUCCCUGACUGUAUUCAGAGUGAAACCGGGCUGAUCCUGACAGACCUUGGCAGAAUGCAGGUGAGAAUAACUACUAAAAUAAAAAUGAAUGAUGUGCAUAUGGUGCAAUACGUAAUUGUAAAUUGUAAUUGUGUUCUAUUGCAGAUUAUCAAUGGCCUUCGCAGAUUUGAUAUUGAGUAUCAAGGGGACCCACAGCUGCAGCCUGUGAGAAGCUAUGAAAAUGCAGUCUUGGUGCAGCUUAUGUUUUGGAUCGCCACACUAAUCAAUAACAGAGUAAGUAGGUGGAUCUUACCAGGGGCGUCAUGCACCCCAAAAAUCUGAGGGGGCACAAAGUACGUGAGGAUGGCUGGGGGGUGGAAGUUGGAGAAUUUGGUAUUUUUCAAACACCUGAAACAUAUUUUUCCUGCUAUCUAGAGCCAUAAUCAUCAUGCUUAAUUAUAUAGCAUAUCUAAGCAUACCUCUUAAGCAUACCUCUGCUAAAAUCUGGGUAAAAGAUUGAAAGGAAUGUGAGUCUUAUUCAGUACAUUUAGUAAUUGCUUGCUUUUCUAAAGUGUACCAACCUUGCCAGCAGUCAUGCCAACUAAAAUAGUUAGACAAGCUAGCUACUCUAACUUGAUUGAUAUCCUGAAAUGGCUUAUUGGUAGCUAGUUAUGAGGUUGGGAGAUUGGGAACCUAUCUGCUACUUAUCCAACUUAAUAAAAUUGCUAGUUGGCUAGUAGUAUUACAGAGAAACAACCACAAAAAAUGUGUUGAAAAAAAAACUUUUUUUAUAAUUUUUUAUUUUGUAUUUUACAGGACAAAUCUGAGGGGCACGUGCCCCUGUGCCCGCUAUGGGCAUGAUGCCUUUGGGUCUUACUUUAUAUGCAAUUUAAUGUUUCUAUAAUGAUUACUAAAAACAUUAGGAACACCUGCUCUUUCCAUGAAAUAGACUGACCAGGUGAAUCCAGGGGAAAGCUAUGAUCCCUUAUUGAUGUCACUUGUUAAAUCCACUUCAAUCAGUGUAAAUGAAGGGGAGAAGACAGGUUAAAGAAGGAUUUUUAAGCCUUAAGACAAUUGAGACAUGCAUUUUGUAUGUGUGCCAUUCAGAGGGUGAAUUGGCAAAACAAAAUAUUUAAGUGCCUUUGAACUGGGUAUGGUAGUAGGUGCCAGAUACACCGGUUUGAGUGUGUCAAGAACUGCAACGAUUCUGGGUUUUUCACGCUCAAUAGUUUCCUGUGUGUAUCAAGAAUGGUCCACCACCCAAAGGGCAUCCAGCCAACUUGACACAACUGUGGGAAACAUUGGCGUCAACAUGGGCCAGCAUCCCUGUGGAAGCCUUUCAAUACCUUGUAGAGUCCAUGCCCUGACGAAUUGAGGCUGUUCUGAGAGCAAAAGGGGGUGCAACUCAAUAUUAGGAAAGUGUUCUUAAUGUUUUGUAUAAUCAGUGCAUAUGGCAUACAGUAGGCCUACCUAUAACGAUUGGUAGUAGUACAGGGAUUGUACAUGUAUUGACUAAAUGACUUGAGAAUUUUGUCCUGCAGCUUGAAGGACACAUGAACGAUCUAUGCUCACAACAUAACCUGUUGGGAAGGCUGGGACAACACUACCUUAUCACCUCCACUGUAAAAGGAAGGUUCCCAAAGAGUACAGUGACACAGCAAAGCCAGGAGGACUACCACCUGCGGCCACGCCUUAGCCUGCGCACAUUUUCCAGUUAUCGCACAUUACUCAUUCUCCUCUUACUCUACUCGCUGGGAUCUCUGUUUUCUAUUAGCCCACUGCUCAGCACAUGCCUCAUCUUAAUGGUGAGCUUUUUGUAUGGACUGUGCAUGACUGUCUACGUGGGA